This is a messenger RNA of Camellia sinensis, 1978 nucleotides long. Its product is annotated as BAT2 domain protein. The record is from RefSeq and is a predicted model, not a curated record. Lineage: Eukaryota; Viridiplantae; Streptophyta; Magnoliopsida; Ericales; Theaceae.
AUCACAACCAAACAACACCAUCAUCAAAAUCAUCCAACUUGCUAGAGAGUCCACAGAAAGAAAAUCGAAGUCUAGAUCCAAACACACACACAACACAGCUAAUAGAAAAAUACAUAAAUUUUCAAUUACCUGUUUCUGAAUAUGGAAGACAACACAUCCAAGUCCCCAAAAGAAGAGAAGGAAAAACCUCAAGAAGUGGCACCACCACCACCAGAAGAAGCAGCAGCGCCGCCGCCAAAACAAGGGGGUGGUGGUGGUGGAUGGGGCGGUUGGGGUUUCUCUCCGUUCUCUGUUUUGUCAGAUCUCCAGAAGGCCGCUACUGUCGCUGCCGAAGAGAUCUCUCGCAAUGCUGUUGAGGCUGCCAAGACUGCAGCAAAGAGCAUUGCGGAUAUGCAGAAUGUGGUUGAGGAGGACUCAGAAUCUUCGAAGGAGGAUGAUAUGAAAGGAUCUGCAGUUGAAGGAGAAAGUGAAGAUGAGAAUGAUAAACGGCGGAAGGCUGCUUUGGAUAAAUUGGGAAAGGCUAGUGAAGAUACAAUCCUUGGCCAGGGUUUAAAGGUUCUUGAUAGUUCUGUGGAGAAUUUUGCUUCAGGGGCAUGGCAGGCAUUAGGAAGCGCAUUAAGAGGGGGUUCUGAUUUUGUUCAAAAGCUUGAGAACUCUGCUGUAAACAUUGCUGAAUCUAUUCAACAGGGGGGUAUACCGGUGGCUGGUUCUGUUGCCCCAUCCUUCAUAGAGAGUGGAAAAGCUUUUACUGCAAAGGGAAUGCAAGUGCUUGAGCUUGUAGGCAAGGAGACCAUGGAUCUUCUGAUUACAGAAACUGGUAUUGAAGUUGAUAAGAAGGGAGCUCAAGCACAAGAUGACGAGGAUCAAUUGUUUGAAGAAGUGACAUUUGAUAGAUGCUUCUACAUAUACGGAGGUCCAGAACAGUUGGAGGAAUUGGAGUCUUUGUCCAACCACUAUGCUUUGUUAUUUAACCGAAGAAAAGCGAAGCUAUUAUCCGAACAGAAGUCCUUUUAUGACGGAAAGCUAAAACAGGUGCAACAAAUUUUCAGUUCAAGUUCUGAAAUUGAUGAAAGUGCCACAGCAUCAGGAAAAGGAAAGAAAAUAGAGACUGGAGCUGAGGGGAGUGCUGAUGAGAUGAAGAAUCUACACGACUCAAGUGUCAAAAAGGCUGCUGAAAUGGCUGCAGGCUUCACAAGCACACUAGCAGGACUGGCCACAAAUGACGUAGUCCAGAGAACUGCUGGUAGAUUGGAUUCUCUUCAUUCAGAGGGGGUUCAUAGGCUCUCGGAAAUGUGCUGCUAUGCAGUGUCCCAGCUUCUGAUGCUUGGGAAAUCAGUCAUAUCUAAUGCAAACAAAGGCCAGGACAAAGAUGUUGAUGAGGAUAUGUUGGAGAUCAAUUGGCCAGAGGAUUCUGUCGAAAAAGCUGAGAUAAUCAGAACAAGGGCACAAUCAAUGACUGGAAAUGUGGAAGCAGUGUGCAACAGUUUUGUCACUGGCAUAGCUGACGUAGCUGAAGCUUACAUAGCAGCCAUAAAAGGUGCAACCGCUGACUCGCAAGAAGUUCUUCCACAGAAAUCAAUUCAAGAAAAAGCCAAUGCAUUCUCCGAGAAUCUUCGUUCUGAUCAGAACACAGCCGUGGGAAAAAUUCAGGAUGGGCUCCAAUACUUAUCGUAUGUAGUUCUUUCAACCUCGAUGCCAGCAGCUUGAAGUUUGAGUUCUUUACUUGCUUGGUUAUUAUCUUACUAUUUCUAUUUGUAAAUACCUGACUUCUGAAUGGUUCUUCUCAAGAGUAGAAGAAACCUUGUAUUGGAAAAGUCUACAAUUUGCAGUUGUUGAACUGUCUAUUUCCCAUCAUUUUUCUAAGGGAAAGAACAUAAAUUUGACAUGGAUUGAGAAAAAGAAAGUCUUUUAUGCUUAUCAUUUAUGGAUUCUAGAUAGUCACCUGCUGUGUAAUAAAGCUUUGUCUAAUUGUUUGGUA